Cynara cardunculus var. scolymus (artichoke) is the source of this 2999-nucleotide messenger RNA. RefSeq names its product phospholipase D delta-like. The transcript is spliced from 11 exons. The record is from RefSeq and is a predicted model, not a curated record. Gene Ontology annotation, cellular component: plasma membrane. Gene Ontology annotation, molecular function: calcium ion binding; D-type glycerophospholipase activity. Gene Ontology annotation, biological process: phosphatidylcholine metabolic process; phospholipid catabolic process. The coding region runs from base 87 to 2714 and encodes 875 amino acids. NCBI's taxonomy places the organism in Eukaryota, Viridiplantae, Streptophyta, Magnoliopsida, Asterales, Asteraceae.
CACAUCCAUUAAACUUCAUACCUUAUUCAAUUUCUCUGGAUGGAAACGCCAAUGCACUUCCAUUAAUCAAAUUACGAAAUAUACUGAUGUUGUUGCUUUGUGAUGCAACGAUGGGUGGCGGAGAUUCCGAUGCCGUCGUUUACCUUCACGGAGAUCUGGAUUUCACGAUAGCCGAAGCUCAAUGUUUGCCGAACAUGGACGUAUUCACGCAACGCGUUCGACGUUGCUUAAACGCCUUCGACUCUUGCAAACCACCUGUACCACCGAAGAGGAAAGUAACACCGCACCGCCAUAAAAUGGUCACGUGUGACCCGUACGUCACAGUCUGUCUCGCCGGUGCCACCAUCGCUCGGACGCGCGUGAUCCCUAACUCCCAAGACCCUGUCUGGGACGAGCAUUUCGUUACGCCAGUCGCGCAUCCGGUAACACAUGUGGAGUUUCAGGUGAAGGAUAAUGAUGUAUUCGGUGCGGAAUUGAUCGGUGUGGCCUCAAUCUCGGCCGAGAGGAUAAAAUCCGGUGAGCUAAUCGACGAUUGGUUCUCAAUUAUUGGUCCAUUUGGUAAACCCCCAAAACCUAAUGCCUCAAUUAGGUUACAGAUCCAAUUUACGUCAUGUGAUGAUGCCGAGAGGAAGGAUAAAUCAUUCGACGGCGAGGAGUUGUUUUGCUUGAGAGAUAGUUAUUUUCCGGUGAGAGGCGGCGGAAAUGUGACUCUGUAUCAGGAUGCACAUGUUGUGGAAGGCCAGUUACCGGAGAUUGAAUUGGGCGGAGGAGGAGGAGGAGAAGAAGAAGAGGGUGUAAAGUGUAAUUUUUAUAAGCAGAGGGGGUGUUGGGAAGAUAUAUGUCAUGCUAUAUUAGAAGCCCAUCAUUUGGUGUAUAUUGUUGGGUGGUCAAUUUACGACAAAGUGAAGUUGGUUAGAGAGCCAAAUGCUCCAUUGCCAAAUGGUGGAGAUUUGACGCUUGGGGAGUUAUUGAAGUACAAAUCAGAAGAAGGGGUCAGAGUUUUGUUGCUUGUUUGGGAUGACAAGACUUCACACAAUAAAUUCUUCAUUAAAACGGAAGGAGUGAUGGAAACUCACGACGAAGACACUCGGAAGUUUUUCAAACACUCGUCUGUACACUGCGUGCUGUCUCCACGAUACGCGAGUACUAAGCUUAGUAUUAUUAAGCAACAGCUCAACCCAAACAGUAGCUUGCACAUGAUACAGGUCGUUGGGACCCUAUAUACGCAUCAUCAGAAAUGUGUUAUAGUGGAUACACAAGCCCAGGGAAAUUACAGGAAGAUAUCUGCUUUUAUUGGAGGUUUGGACCUAUGUGAUGGACGCUAUGACACACCAGAGCAUCGUUUAUUUCGUGAUCUUGACACUGUAUUUGAAAACGAUUUUCACAAUCCAACGUUUUCUUCAGGUACAAAGGCUCCAAGGGAACCAUGGCAUGAUCUACAUUGCAAAAUUGAUGGUCCUGCUGCAUACGAUGUCCUCACAAACUUUGAACAAAGAUGGAGAAAAGCCACAAAAUGGUCUGAACUUGGACGCCGUUUCAAAAGAAUAUCUCAUUGGCAUGAAGAUGCGUUACUCAAGAUAGAGCGUAUUUCAUGGAUACUAAGUCCUUCAUCGGAACUUCCAACUGAUGAUCCAGCAUUAUGGGUUUCAGAGGAGGAGGAUCCCGAAAACUGGCAUGUUCAGGUUUUCCGGUCAAUUGAUUCUGGUUCUUUGAGAGGAUUCCCGAAAGAUGUUCAAGAAGCUGAACUUCAGAAUCUAGUCUGCGCAAAAAAUCUUGUGAUCGAUAGAAGCGUUCAGAAAGCAUACAUUCGAGCCAUAAGGUCCGCCAAGAACUUCAUCUAUAUCGAGAAUCAAUAUUUUCUUGGGUCAUCAUAUGCAUGGCCAUCCAAUAAAGAUGCAGGUGCUGAUCAUUUAAUUCCAAUGGAGCUCGCGUUGAAGAUUGCUAAUAAGAUAAGGGCAAAUGAGCGGUUUUCAGUUUACGUUGUUAUUCCUAUGUGGCCUGAAGGUCAUCCCAACUCUGUCGCCGUUCAACAAAUUUUGUAUUGGCAGGGACAAACUAUGCAAAUGAUGUACGAUAUUAUUGCUAAAGAGUUGAAGAGUUCGGAAGUUGAGAACGGACAUCCACUGGAUUACUUAAAUUUUUACUGCCUCGGUAACCGUGAAGAAUGCCCGGAAGAAGUGUCGACUUCAGGCAUCUGUCACUCUUCAAAUGCUCAUUCGGUUUCGGCGUCUUAUAGAUAUGGAAGGUUCAUGAUAUACGUACACGCUAAAGGAAUGAUCGUAGAUGAUGAAUAUGUGAUAUUGGGAUCUGCCAACAUUAAUCAAAGAUCCAUGGCGGGUUCAAGAGAUACCGAAAUAGCCAUGGGGGCUUAUCAGCCUCAUCACACAUGGACUAACAAGAACCGACACCCCCGUGGUCAAGUAUACGGGUACAGAAUGUCGUUGUGGGCCGAACACACAGCAAUGAUCGAUGAUGAAUUUAUGGAGCCCGAAAGCUUAGCCUGCAUGCAAAGCGUAAACAAGUUGGCAGAAGAUAACUGGAGAAAGUACACUUCUGAUGAUUUCAGUCCCUUACAAGGCCAUCUUCUUAAAUACCCGAUCAAAGUCGAUGCCAACGGAAAAGUAAGCCCGUUACCGAGACAUGAACACUUCCCAGAUGUUGGGGGUAAGGUUCUUGGUUCUCUAGCCAACCUCCCUACUGCUUUGACCACAUAAAACUUCCCAGAGUUAUCUGACUUUGACUUUUCAAACCAUCGUAUUUGUCAUUUUGUCCAAAAAAAACCAUUUUUUAUACAGAAAUACAAAAAUGAACACUACCCUUUGAAAAAAAUUCCUUUUUUGUGCAUAACCAAAAUCGUCUAUUCUCUAAAACUAUAUCAUUUAUUCGGGAUCUUUUCAAGAAUCGGUUAAUUUACAAUAAAAGAUAAAGUAUGAUGGUCCUAUAAGUCGAUGGCAUGCCCGGUCUCGUGAAGAUUUCCGUCUCCGAAACCGAAAAGUGUU